Molecule: messenger RNA, 6307 nt
Organism: Osmerus eperlanus (European smelt)
Lineage: Eukaryota; Metazoa; Chordata; Actinopteri; Osmeriformes; Osmeridae
Product: transcriptional regulator ATRX-like
Exons: 35
Coding region: 199-6045 (1948 amino acids)
Cellular component (GO): nucleus
Molecular function (GO): ATP hydrolysis activity; ATP binding; ATP-dependent chromatin remodeler activity
Source: RefSeq, a predicted model, not a curated record
AAGAAAUAUCGAUUCUUUUUUUUUGGAACCAACUCCUGGCCUCGUUGGUGUCCACGAGUGAAACUGAGAAAUACACAUAAACUCCUGCAUUGAGUUAAGAUACAGAAAUGUAAUUCUUUGGAUGUAUUAUUAUAUAUUUUUUUUAUGGACUUAAAUUGAGGAAAUAAAGUGCACACAUUUGUUUUACGGUCGCCGAAGAUGUCAGGAGAGGUGCUAAGUACAAGCAAACUCAAUGUGUUGAUCACCAAACUCCACGAGUAUUUGUCUUAUUCAUCAGUGGAUGAUAACGAUGAUUCACUGGGGGCUCGAGGUCCUGAUGGUAUAAAAAAUAAGGGCAAUGGGCUGCCCCACUCAUCAGAUAAUACUGAGGUGGGUACUUCAGCAGAGACUCCUAAGGUUUCUGCAGCACUCGGUUCACGGAGGAAACCCUCAGUUGUCACCAAACAUUCUGGCCUGGAUGAAUCUGGUGACUCAAACGACACUAAUGAAGACUGGGAUUUGGACUUCAAUUCAAAUGGUCGUCUCGAUGUAACCAGAUUGCCAAAAGGCACUGUUGUGGUGAGGCCUGAACCAGUGGACCAGGGCAGAGACGACUUCAGAGGUCCUGAAUUUCGAAGCCGCAGAUCUGGAACACUGAAAAGAGAUUUACCCCGGAGACGAGGUGGAGGUGAACACUUAGAAAUAGUGAGUUGCACUGCAUGCGGACAGCAAGUGAACCACUUCCAGAGGGACUCCUUUUAUCAGCACCCUGUACUUAAAGUACUUAUUUGCAAGUCAUGUUUCAAAUACUACUCAAGCGAUGACAUCAGCAAGGAUGGAGAUGGUAUGGAUGAGCAGUGCAGGUGGUGUGCGGAGGGUGGAAACUUGAUCUGUUGUGAUUUCUGCAGCAAUGCUUUCUGUAAGAAGUGUAUUUUAAGGAACUUGGGGCGUAAAGAGUUGUCUGGGAUUCUGGAUGAGGAGAGUAAAUGGUACUGUUAUGUAUGCAGUCCAGAACCCCUGUUAGACCUGGUGGUCGCCUGCGACAGUGUCCUUGACAACUUAGAACGUCUUUGUCAUCAAAAUCGUAAGAGGAGCAGAGGAGAAAAUGAUAAAUCUGGACUCAGUAACACAAUACCAAGGGACUCUCAAAACCUGCACUUGGGUGGGUGCAGUCAUAGUAUCAUGGAAGGUCAUGAGGAGUUCAGCAGCUCUCUACCAAUCCCAGAUGAUCUCACUGAAAAGGUCAAAUUCCUAGUCCACUCCACAAAUUCCUUAAACGCAACAUUUGUCAAGCUCGUCCAAAGCGGCAAAGACAAACAGACAACCAACGACCGUCGAAUGUACCUGAGGUCUUUUGAGUCCGUGCUUAAAGAUCUGAGGACGUCCCACGACGCCCUCGAGGACGCCCUGAAGGAGGCCAGCGAGCUCGAAAUGCUGAACAGUGAAGAUGAAGCUGGGUGUCCAGAUUCAGACGCCACUCAACCGGCCGGGUUGGAGCUGAAUAUCGCAGACGAAAAUUGCUUAAAUGAACCUAAGCAAAUGGCCACCGAGCAAGUGCUGGAGGACGACUCGGACUCCAAAGGCCCGACAGCUAACGGAGAGUCGUUGUUCUCUGAUACGAAAGGUGGCCUUGAGUCUUCCGAGGGGGGAGGGGAGACGAUGCAGCGACGGACCCGAGGCAGGCCUCGCAAAACCCCCGCAGAGCCUUCAGAAAGUUCGGCCAACGUGACGAAAGAGUUAGUGGUGAAGCUCACGCCCGUGCCUGCCGUGGACGAGACGCCAGCGAGCGAGCUGGAGACCGACGCUGUCGUGAAGACGGAGGAGCAGGACGAAGAUACGGAAGAACAAAUGGAAGAGGAGAAGGACGAAGCCCCUGACGUGGCAGAAUGCAAGGACGAACCCCCCGCUGAGGUGAGAGAAUGUUUAGUUGUGGAAGAAGAGCACGACAACAGACGUUCCCCGCGGGUGAAGACCACCCCCCUGCGCCGCCCGGGCGACCAAAUCAAGCCCUCCCUUCCGGGCGCAGCCUGCGAGAGCGACACUGACCCCGACGACCCCGCUGCCGAUGCCGCUCACGGUGUUGAGGACCGAGAGGUCGGCAAAAUCACGGAAGACUCCGACUCGGACGAGGUUCCCGCUGCUCUCCUGCAGUUGGGAGCCGUGAAACACGGCUCUGACGAAGCCGACAGCGACGAGGAAAUCGAGGGCUCCACUCGCGUGAGGAAGAAAUGCCUCUUUGGACUGACCAAGAACAAGCCGCUCUCCCCGGAAAGGAUGGUCCGCAAACGCAAAACCCAAGACCGCUGCUCCGACUCGGACGAGAGUGAGAACAGGACGAAGGUCCAGAGAGCCAGAGGCAGCGACUCCUCCAGUGAUGACCCCGACCUGCAGAAGGAGAUCAAGGCUCUGAGCCAGCUGACGCCCAGAGGGGCGCCUCGCAGGGCCCAGACAGAGGGAGCCAGUGUGGACGGUAAGCCGAGCAGACAAGGGCCGGGGCCCAAAAAGGCAUCAGACACUCCCAGGGCCCAGACGAAAACAGAGCCGACCUCAACCACGAGCGACGAGGAAGGUGACCUGGACUCUGACUCCGGGGAUGAUGUCGACGUCCAGAAGAUCAAGACCAUCACAGAGGAUGUGUGUUUAUUAGGGCCCUCGAGCUUCCACCAGUCCUCCGGAGAGGAUGAUCAGGCUUGCUCUGGGCCAUCUGGGGCGGCGGAUGAUGAUGAUGAUGAUGACCCAGAAAAUAGAAUUGCCAAGAAAAUGCUCUUGGCCCAGAUCAAAGCCAACUACUCCUCUGGGGAAGAAUUCUCUUCCGAUGAAGAGUCGACGCAAGACGAGGAGUCAGAGGAAGGGAAGAGCAGGGGGCAGAGAGGAGGGAGGACUGACGACAGUGUGGACGAGGAAGGAGAGACCUCUCUGAGUUCCAGCUCUGAGGAGAGUAAGACUGGGCGGAGACACCGCCUGCUCCGACACAAGCUCUCUCUCGACGAGGGAACCCUAGAUGAUCCCAAACCGACGGAGAAGGGGAAUGAGCAGGUCAGGAGAAAAGAGCGAAGCAAAGAUUCGCAAAGUGGUGAAGAUGACAGCCAAUCGGAGCAAGAGAAAUCUGGCAUGAGUGAGGAGCUGAGCCAAUCAGAAGACAAUGAAAAUGAAGAUAAGCCCAAAAACUCCAAAUCAUCGUCCAAAAUGGAGAAAGAAGUCCUCCGCAGUUAUCUGCAGAAGAAGCAACAGCAGCCGUCGUGUAUCGUGCUGUCUGACUCGAGCACGGACAUGGAAGGCGACGGGGAAGGCGACUCCAAAGAGACGUCGAAAGGCCGCAAAAAGAUCCGUAAAAUCAUCGACGACGAUCACCUGCGCUCGGAGACGCUGAGAGCUCUCAAGGAAGAGGAGGAGAGAUGCAAACGCCUUGCCGAAAGAGAGCAGAACAGGGAGGACCUGAGAGAGGUCAUCGUGAUAGACGACGAGUCGCAGGUGGCCUGUCCCAUCACCACCAAGCUGGUGCUGGACCAGGAUGAAACCACCAAGGAGCCUCUCAUCCAGGUGCACCGGAACCUGGUGACCAGGCUGAAGCCCCACCAGGUCGACGGUGUUCAGUUCAUAUGGGACUGCUGUUGUGAGUCGGUGAAGAAGGCUAACACCACCCCUGGAUCUGGGUGUCUACUAGCCCACUGCAUGGGCCUGGGAAAGACUCUGCAGGUUGUAACCUUCCUUCACACGAUGCUGCAGUCGAAGAUCUUGAUGUUCAGGACCGCUCUGGUGGUGUGUCCCCUCAACACUAUCCUCAACUGGGUCAACGAGUUCGACAAAUGGCAAGACAACAUGGGAGAUGAUAAAGUCAAGGUGACGGAGUUAGCCACUCUGAAGCGACCCCAGGAACGGUACAUCGCCCUGCAGAAGUGGCAGAGAGAUGGAGGCGUCAUGAUCCUGGGGUACGAGAUGUACCGUAACCUCACGCUGGGCCACAAAGUCAACAACCAACAGCUCAAGAAGACCUUCCAUUGCACACUUGUCAACCCAGGUCCAGACUUUGUGAUCUGCGACGAGGGCCACAUCUUGAGGAAUGAGGCGUCAAACAUCUCCAAAGCGAUGAGUGCCAUCAAGACCAAGCGGAGAGUGGUGCUGACUGGCACCCCGCUCCAGAACAACCUCAACGAGUACCACUGCAUGGUCAACUUCAUCAAGGAGAACCUUCUGGGUUCGCUGAAGGAGUUCAGGAACCGCUUCAUCAAUCCCAUACAGAACGGCCAGUGUGCCGACUCCACCCCUAGAGACGUUCGCAUCAUGAAGAACCGCGCCCACGUCCUGCAUGCGAUGCUGGCGGGAUGUGUACAGAGGAGAGAUUACUCUGCCUUGACCAAGUUCCUCCCUCCCAAAGUGGAGUAUGUUCUGGCCGUGAGGGUGACAACUCUACAGAUCAGGCUGUAUCGAUACUACCUGGACAACUUCACACGUGCAGGGUCGUUGGUGGAUGGGGCGAGGGUAAAGGCCGGGACCAGCCUCUUCAAGGACUUCCAGAUUCUCAGCCGCAUCUGGACACAUCCCUGGUGUCUGCAGCUCAACUACAUUAGCAAAGAAAACAAGGGCCAUUUUGAAGGAAAGAACCAAAUUAGAGCUGCUCAUCUCCUGGGAUCGGACGAACCAGCUGUGUCCGACAGCAAAGAGAAAGAGGAAAAGGGGAGCCUGCCACCGCCUGGGGACGAUGAGGAUGACGACGUGAUCAUCGUGUGGGACAGCGUGUUGAAGGGGGCCCACGUUGAGAAGGACAAACCAGCAAAUCCAGCAGUAGAAGCAGUGAAAGCAGGCAGCAGCACCCGGGCGGACAGUCCUGCGGUCGACUGGUUCAAGGUCCUGCUGUCGGACACUGACUCCAGCGUCCUGGAGCACUCUGGCAAGAUGGUGCUGCUGUUUGAGAUCCUCAGGAUGGCCGAGGAACUGGGGGACAAAGUGCUGGUGUUCAGUCAAUCCUUGAUCUCGUUAGAUUUGGUGGAAGAUUUCUUGGACCUCGCCAACAAAGCCAGAAACAAGGGAGAAACCUCCCCGUACAAAGGACCUGGAAGCUGGAUCAGAAACACAGAUUACUACCGUCUAGAUGGGUCCACCAGCGCCACAUCUAGGAAGAAAUGGGCCGAAGAUUUUAAUGACUCAAUCAACACACGGGGCCGCCUGUUUCUGAUCUCAACGAGAGCUGGAUCCCUGGGUAUCAACCUAGUGGCUGCAAACAGAGUCAUCAUCUUUGACGCUUCCUGGAACCCUGCCUACGACAUUCAGAGCAUCUUCAGGGUGUACCGCUUCGGUCAGCAGAAGAACGUGUUCGUUUACCGCUUCCUGGCUCAGGGCACCAUGGAGGAGAAGAUUUACGACAGGCAGGUGGCCAAGCAGUCCCUGUCGUUCAGGGUGGUGGACCAGCAGCAGAUCGAGAGACACUUCACCCUGUUUGAGCUGACCGAACUUUACAUGUUUGAGCCCGACCUGCUGGAGGAGCCCAACUCAGAGAAGAAGAACAAGAAGACCACUCACCUGCUCCCCAAGGACUUGAUUCUGGCGGAUCUGCUUCAGGGCUGCAGAGAACACAUUGUGCGUUACCACGAACACGAGUCGCUGCUCGACCAUAAGGAGGAGGAGGAGCUAAGCGAGGCUGACCGCAAAGCAGCCUGGGACGAAUAUGAGGCUGAGGGGGCCAUCUUCUUGAACAAGCAGUCGAGCAACGCAGUUGUUCCAAGCCCCUCCAACCUGCCAGGACAGUUCAGCCAGAACAUGCUGAGCAAGAAAACAAACGAGCAGCUUAAGAAGAUGAUUCAUGACAGUCGUACAAAGGUCACUGAGGCCAUCAAGGCACUGCGAGGUGUAGAGAACCGCCCCCUGGAAUACUACAAGAUAAUCUUGUGGAAGGAUAACCCCAUGCUGACAGAGGCAGAUGUCAGCACCAUGGCAGAGAGAUGGAAGAGCAGCAAUGACACAGAGCAUCAACGCAGGAUGACCACAUACGAAGAGCUUCUCUCAAAACAGCACUCUCUGACUUUCUGCAUCCAGAGGAUUUUGAGCAGCCGAAAAAAUAACGAUGCAUAAACAGUCGUGGUCAUGAAUAUAAAAUCAGCCCUUUUGCUCGAACACAACUAUGGUGUUGAGCAGGAAGGGUUAUUUUAGCUUCCCUGUGGCACCAGUAGACACAUAGCAGCAGAGGAAUCCAAGGGAACUGUCCACAGAAACAAAGGAAUUGUCUUUUUGUUGUUUUUUCAACAGAAUUAUUAUUAUUUUUGAGUUCAUCAAUACUGUAGAAAUAAAAUGUAUAUUAUUUUGUCUAAGAUAUAUCCUGGAUUGAGAUUUGGGG